This is a messenger RNA of Symbiodinium pilosum, 420 nucleotides long. The record is from the annotation of a GenBank genome assembly. Lineage: Eukaryota; Dinophyceae; Suessiales; Symbiodiniaceae.
AUGGAGUUCGGCCAGCAGAAGAUCCGUGGUCUUGCAGCGCAAGCCUACCUCAAUACCAUCCUGCGGUACUUGGGUGAGAAGUUCGGCUUGUGUGGUGCCAGCGCAGCCCAGAAGAUUCGCACAGAGGAGCUGCUGUGCGAGAUCUACGACGUGCGCAACGGCAUGAUCGACCUGGUCUACCCAUUCAAGAACGUCUGCCGCGACAAAGGGGAGUUUGACGCAAAAGCGCAGGCGGAAGAAAACAAGGAGGCUUGCUUAGGCAGGUUCUACUCCGCCUAUGACCGCCACAACAAGAGGGUCGGUUUCGCUGUGGCACGGCAUUUGGGCGUUCCCGAUGAGAAGUCACAGGCACUGUUGGUCUCUUUGAAUGGUGCUGGCGAGGUGAGCCGAGGAAAUGGCUUCCUGGCACCAUCGAAGUGA